GAUAGUGAGCAAACCGAGGGAGGACGCAAAGCCCGUUACUUUCAGCAUGUGCUGGAGCGGCAGCCGAGCUCUCAGCGCUGGAUGUCCGCUCUCUGCCCGCUAGAGAUCCCUCCGCAGUCCCGCACGUUUGAAGAUGCCUGGCGAUAUUUAACGAUAUCCUAACCUUUUGCUGUUUAACCCAUUCUCAUUCUCAUGGCGUCUCUACAGCAGUCGAGAAUUCAGUCAUACCUGGAGAAGAAUAAGAUCGGACCCUUGUUUGAGGAGAUGAUGACUAAACUGAUAACCGAGACACCAGACCACCCCAUUCCUUUCCUCAUUGGCCAUCUGCAAACCAAGCAGGAGAGUCCCGGCAGGAUUCAGAGGACCCUGUCGGGAUCUGCAGCGCUGUGGGCCGAGAGCUCCUCAGAAUACAAAGGCACACGACGGGACUCUAGAGGUUAUGAAAAACCUUGGCAGAUCCAUCCCAAGAAGCCCAAGAAAUCAAAGAGCGACCUGGCCGUGUCCAACAUUUCCCCUCCGUCUCCUGAGUCUAAAUCAUUGCCUCGUUCAAUACUGCGCCCUACCUGGGACUGGAGGACCAAACCUGAGAGCAGAGACUUCGAUGAGCUCAAUCACAUACUGCAAGAGAGCAAGAAGCUCGGCAAAGCCCUGGAGAACCUGUCCCGCAGCAUUGCUGUUUCUGAUGACUUUGACCUGGACCCUCGGGCGUAUAACUCCAUAUUGAGACCACGGGUGGUGGGUGAGUGGGUGGGCCGUGAGGAGGAAGAUUUGGACCCCCUUGCGGCUGAGAUGCUUCAGCCCCCCGUCCCAAGAGCCAAAACUGAGGGCUGGGUGAGCAAAGACAACAGCCCUGUUGGAAGCCUGAAAAUGGAGACUAAGGGUAAAGGCCUAAAACAGCAGCAACAGAAUCACAAGAAACUUCUGGCAGCCAUGUUGUCUCAGGACUCGUUUGACUCCAUGCCCGAUUCGGCCCCCUCAGUCACCGAAGACGAGAUGGAAGAUGAGGAUGACGCCAUGGAGCUGCUGGAGGAUCUGGAUGACCUGCGAAUGGAGGGGGUCACUGGCCUGUUGCCGUCCGGCAGUAAGUUCAGCCAGGGCCGCAGCUCCUACUGUUCAGAGCCCCAGGCCAAAGUCACUCUCAACAUCUGCUCAAGGUGUGCAAGGCUUCAAGGGGACAGUCUAACUGCAAGGCCUGAAGAGGAACCAGCACCACAUGUCCCAGAGCAAGCUGUGCCAGAAAUACCUUGUCCAUUACCCGCGGUGACAGAAACCCUGACAGCAGCAGAAGAUCUGCAGACGGCCUCUCAGGUGACAGGGCCGCGUCACCCUGUCUGGGCAUCGGAUGUGAAGCCGAUCAGAGGCACGAGCCCGCAGACGGCCAGACGUGCUCUGCAACUCCAGGACUCGCUUUUCUCCAAAGAACUGGAGAACAUGGGCAAGCAUCUUGCCGAGGUGGAGAAGGACUUAGCCAAGCUGGCAGAGCAAGGGAAACUGAACCGAAGUCCAAACAGCCCUCAUAGGAGUUUGCUUUUAACCCCCCUCUUCCACACCACUAACACUCUGCCUGUGCUCGGACAGACGUCCAGACCACAGUCUCCCAGCAGCCUUUCCACAAAGACCACAGGCCUGCCACUUCACAACACUAAACCCACAAGCCUAGUCAUGGGCCGGACAUCUCCCAGCAACCCCAGCAGCCGUGCCCAGACCCCUAGUGGAGCACGGACGCCCAGCAGACCUUUGACCCCUAACAGUCUCAUGAUGCACGCUUUGACUGCCGGUAGCCACGGGAACAAAGAACGGGUGUACGGGCGCUCUAGAAGCAGACCAGUCACGCCGACCGGACAGAUAACAAGACCCAUCCUCACACCGCCGGGCUUGAGCACCACAGAUUUAUACGGAGGACUGUGGAGCACAUUGACAGAGGAUGAAUUUUACCAGCAGUUGCAGGCGGUCAGGAAGCCCUGGCGCAUCCCCAGUGACACAGAGAGUGACUGUCUGGAACCACCUGAGCAGGACAAGUGUAAUCCAAGUGGAGUGAGAGAUGCCAGCAAGAGAUCUGUGUUCUCAGGUAAACAUUCCAACACAUCAGUCCAUCAUGCUCACAGACGGCCAACUAAUUGCCUGUGAAUGAAUCUUAUAAAUCUUACCCUCUGCGAAAAAAAUGCAAACUGUCUCGUAGUCUUUCCGUAGGAAUUCUCUUAAGAAACAAAAGAAAAAUGAGAGACAUCCAGUUAAAAUUACAGUGACAGAAUUUAGCAUUCCUUCAUCAGAAUUACAGUAAGUGACUCAGGCCUCAUUGACUGACUUAAAUAUAUAGCACCCACAAUGCACUGCGAGAUCACUUUUACAGCAGUCUGACGCUACAUGAGGUCCCAGUGUUUUGGAAAGAAGCCGUCCGAUGUUCGUUUCUGUUGACUUAGCUGGGUGCCACUCGAGCAUGUGGCAGCUGAGAAUCACGGUAAUGACGAAAGUGUCUCCUCUGUGGUCUGACUUCUCGUGCCCAGCCGAGGUUUUACAGUUGAAGAGGGCAGACAAGCCUGUAUAUAGUCGCAUGCAGCCAGUUAAGCUUUGCGGUGGAACUGGGCUAACCGACCCAAAGCUGGGUGCCGAUUCCUCUGACCUCAUCCGUGCACACGCCUGCGAAUGUGCAGCGUGACACGGAUCGGCUCGUUUUUCCAUUCUCACAUUUAUCUUUGACAUGUUCAAAUAUUAAAGGCUGUUUUUAUGGUAAUUGCAGAGGUUGUUAUGAUUAUUAGUGGUCACAUGGAACGGACGUCUGUUACCAGGCAACUGAUGUUUUUGUUCUCUUUGCUUUCUACAGGCCUGUAACGGUGUGUACGGCAAAACCAGAGCUAAUCAAACAUUUAUGCAAUUUAAAGGGGCAUUUCAAUAUUGCGAGUCAGCAAGAUACACUUAUUUUUUUAAUUUUGACCAGAAAAAAAAAAAAGAUUGUGUACUUUUUUCCACAGAGGCCAACGUUUCUUAGAAAAUAAAAAUGUUACAACCAUUUUAAAUUCUAGAAUGUAAUGUGUUUAUCAGAAAAAGAUAAGCCUGCACUUGAACUUUUUUGUCUGUCAGCAUGCUUGGUUGUCUGUUCAUAAGAAUAUUUAUUGCUGCCUUGCGUUAAUAAACACAAUUUAUCACAUGAUGUGCCAAAUCAGUGGUUGAUAAAGGGAGUUUUGAUAAUUCUUUUCAAUAACAGUCGACAAAAGUGAACACUUUAUGGCAUUAGCGGAGAAUAUGAAUGUUAGAAAUGUAUGUGUAAUGUUGGACAUGCACAGCACUGCCCCUGCUGACCUCAGCAUGACACUUUCUCAUUCCCAACAGCAUUGUGUGUCUAUACCUGGAGACGACACAUUUCUAUAGAACUUACCUUGAUUUUUAUACCCACAGAAAUAUAUGUAGCCUGUUAUACCUGUUAUUUCCUUGUAUAAUGCCAAAUAAAAGAUUUGUACAAAA
Puntigrus tetrazona (Sumatra barb) is the source of this 3459-nucleotide messenger RNA. It is a transcript of the gene c24h8orf34, whose product is annotated as chromosome 24 C8orf34 homolog. NCBI's taxonomy places the organism in Eukaryota, Metazoa, Chordata, Actinopteri, Cypriniformes, Cyprinidae. The transcript is spliced from 14 exons. The record is from RefSeq and is a predicted model, not a curated record. Bases 193 to 2127 code for a protein of 644 amino acids.